AUGCGUGCAAGCGUGGACUAUUGUCUUAAAUUGAAGCAAAUUCAAACAAAAAUUCAUCAAAAUAUCCAAUUUGCUAGCGCAUUCUUCCAAAAUGGAGAAGAUCAGCUAGUUAAAAUUAAUACACAGUAUAAUGAAUUUAAAGAUGACUUUGCUAAAUACUUUUCUAGACUCAAAGAUAUAAUUAUCAAGCUUGCAGAAACCGGCGUUGCUUUUACACAAGUUAAAGACACUCAAAAAUUUUAUGAGUUUUUGGAAUCAAAGAAUGUCAUCCCAGAACAUGAUACCAACGUCAACAUAUACGAAGUAUACCUUGAACAAUUCCCCAAAUAUUUCGAUUACUUCUUAUUUAAGCAUGAUAAAGUAAUUGAGUUAACGCAAGGCGGAAGGACAAUCCAAGAGACCCAUGAGUCUUUUAUGAGAGAGUUAUACAAUAAGGACACAGAGAAAAUCAAUUUCUUCAAUUUGGCGAAAGUUGAAUUUUUGACACCUCAAUUUAUCAGAUUUUUAAACAAAAACCUCGAUAUUUCACAUAUAUUCUUCAAUUCUACCUUCAAUCGCGACAAUGCUAUUGCCAAACAAGAGUUUCUUGACAAUUUUAUGAAGAAUCUUGACAAAUGUCCGGAAUACAUCCUUGAUUUGAUCAAAAUCGACAAAAACGUGAUUACAAUGUCCCUUAAACCACUUAUCAACCAGCAUCCUCAAUUGUUGAACCUUGUUCCUUAUUAUGUCGAUCUGAAAAACAAAAACAACCAAUUUGACAUACAAAUUCCAGACGAAAUCAUUGAAAAAAUAAAUUCUAUCGUCACACAAAAAACCGCUUUUAUUCCUGAAGAAAUCAAAUCCACAUUAGAGAAAUUAGCAGGUACAGAUUCACGGGAAACAGAAGCACAACCUGCACAUCAAAAGCUUAGAGAAUUACUUAAGAUUUUACCUCCUCUUCCUGUUAUUCACAAUCAAAACCAGAAAUAUUCAAUUAAAGAAUAUUUGACAUUUGCCAUCAACAUGAUUCAUUCGAACAAACGCGAGUAUUAUCUUAAGAAGCUGAAUGAGAUUUGUAAGGAUCGCAACUACCAAGAUUUCAUUGAUAAGACAAGAAAUCCACAAUAUAUUUUUAAUGAAAUAAAGAGGAUUGAUCCAAAAGAUAAAUUGCAAAAUGCAGAACAAAGCAUUAGAUACAAGAGCCAUUACCAGUUCCUUAUUAAAUAUGAAGAAAAUCUCAGCGAAAUACAAAACCAAAUCAUUGGUUAUACAUUUGUUAUUUUUGAAUCUGAUAAAUCAAAACCAAUAAAUCUUAUUCAGUUGACAAAAUUGUAUACAACAAUUUACACGGAAUACAAAAUACACAAGGACUUCAUUAAUAAGAAUUACAAAGAAGAUCUUAAAAAGAUUAAGUUGGAUUACUUUAACAUGGAUUGCAUGUUGGAGAAGUUUUUCACAAAUGAAAGAGCAAAAAAUUUGGAAUACUUCGUAAAUGGAGAAGAAAAAGCUUUGGACUUCCAAGCUGACUUGUUCAGAAAAGAGAAAUGGAUGGAGAAGAAACACAAAUUCGUAAAAGACCUCUCUUAUGACAAAGAUCCACUCGAACUCUACAAAAUUUUCAAUAAAUAUCAGGAUAAAAUCAUGAAAAAAUUCGAAUCAAAUCUCACUGACCUUGGAAGUGACCAAGCAACGCCUUUCUUCUAUGCGUACGUAUAUCACUGCAUGCCAAGUAAUUUGUUAAGUACUCUUAAGUAUAUUGCACUCUAUAAAAAAAUUUACCCGGCUACGCAGAACUUUUUCGAAAUUAUUUUAAGUACUAUGAAUUUGAGAAUAUUCGAUGAAUAA
Messenger RNA from Trichomonas vaginalis G3, 1824 nucleotides. RefSeq lists its product as uncharacterized. NCBI's taxonomy places the organism in Eukaryota, Parabasalia, Trichomonadida, Trichomonadidae. The record is from RefSeq and is a predicted model, not a curated record. The transcript has a single exon. The coding region runs from base 1 to 1824 and encodes 607 amino acids.